Messenger RNA from Durusdinium trenchii, 381 nucleotides. The record is from the annotation of a GenBank genome assembly. NCBI's taxonomy places the organism in Eukaryota, Dinophyceae, Suessiales, Symbiodiniaceae.
AUGUCAACAAGUGGGUGGUCCUUCAUGGAUGAAGGCCUGGUGCAGCUGCCUGACCAGGAACCAAGUCCGCAGCCAGGUUCAAAGGACUCUCAGCACUCCCCGCACUUCAAGGCAACAUCUUCAGAGAUGCAGCAGGGGUCCACGCGAGCUGACCAAGGUCCUUUGAGCACGCCGCUCCCAACCACACCGUUGCUCCGACCGCAUCCGGACUUCUUGGAGGAACUCUCCGAGGCCUCGAGCGGCAGCUCCUCUGUCUCCAGUUGCAAGCUCGCCCCCACGGUCCAUGUGCCUUCAGGUCAAUGGAUCAGCUUGAGCCAUCCGAAUGCCAAGUUGAUGCUGGGCUUGCUGGGAGGUCGCGCCGAGGACCAGUGGGACAUUUAG